AUGUGGGCGUCUGUGGAAAGCGGAGGCGAGGUGCGGCCAGCGCCGUGUGCACGCGGCAAGCACUCGGCAACACUGCUGGGCGGCUACGUGUAUGUGCUGGGUGGACGGGGCGCGGGCGGGUCCGUGCCGCUCAGAGACUUCUGGAGGUACUGUCUUGCUACGAGAAAAUGGGAGAAGCUAGAGGCUCGUGGGGAGCCGCCGCCCUCCCUGCAGGAACACACUGCGACCACACACGGCACUAAGCUGUAUGUGUUCGGUGGUGAAGCAGGAGCGCUAUCAAAUGAAACGCCACUCUGGAUAUAUGACACUGAGACUCAAAUCUGGCGCAAGUUACCCGGCCAGUCAGGAUACUCGUCUCAACGACGGUACGGUACACGCGACAGUCGCUCUGCCGUAAACGCGCCGCGCGGCCGCCGCGGACACUCCGCACACGCGCUCACAGACUGUCUACUCAUCUAUGGUGGAUAUAAAGACUUGCGGGGCUCCACUAAUGAACUGUGGGCUUUUCAUUACGAGUCGGAGUCGUGGCGCGCGGUGCGCGCGGCGGCGGCGGGCCCGGCGCGCCACCGGCACGCCGCCGCGCUGCACGCCGGCCGCCUGUACGUGCACGGCGGCCAGUGCGACCUGCGCGCCUGCGCCGACCUCUGGACCUACGACACGAUGUCCCGCGUGUGGGCGCCGGUGCGCGGCGGCAAGGCAGCGCCGGGCGCGCGCGCUGGCCACGCGGGGCUGCGGGCCGGCGCGCACCUGUACAUCUUCGGCGGGGAGGCCGACGGGCACGCCACCAACGAGCUCUGGAGGUUCCACUUCGCCACAGAAACCUGGGAGCGUAUAAUGCAGAGCGUACAAUGGCCAUCAGCACGUGUGGAUAGCCGCGCACUACUAGUGGGUAGUACGCAGGGAACACACUGCAGGGUAACGCCCAUACAAUGUACAAACGAUGAAGACAGACAGGGGGGCCAGGGUGGGCAAGGAGGUCAAGUUGGUUUCCUACGCGAGAUCUCCAAAUUAUCCAGCUUCCAUAUCCGGCGCGCGGCGCGAUGCUCAUACUCCGUACUGGGCGAACGCGAUUCAACUGAAAGUUUAGUACGUACGGAACGCUCUUCACUGAGCAAGUCGCGUUCUGCCUAUGUCAUCGAUGGGAACAGCGAGCUGGCCCGCGAACCCAUCUCCGUACCCGACUUCGCAGAUAUGGUGUUACCUACACCGGUACUAUCACCCACACAGGCCGCUAGAUUAGUGUACUUCGAUUCCGAUGAGGAAGAGGAUCUGAAACGUGAUCUGGUUUCACAUCAAACCAACGGUACAGGCAGAAAGGUCACGAUAUCCAAGUCCGCAUCAGUACGCUUCACUAAAGAUCCACCUAAAACCACAGCGAAUGAAGAUGAAGGGGAAAUGUCGACGUCAGACUACGCCAGUGCAGAACGCGUGAAUAGAUUAUCAUCAGGCUUUAGUAACCCUCACUACCUAGGGCCUGAUGUGAGGAACCUAGGCUCAGCUCUAACCCCAGACUCCGGUGUAGGUCCAGGAGACAUAGAACUUCAAGAUCUGAGUGAGAAACGAUCAAAAAGCGUUCCAAGGAAUGGAGAAACGCAGUUGCAUUUACUACUGGUAGGAGGUAAGGAACCAUCUCACUUGGCGCUGCUGCAGAGUCCGCUGUCGAUGUGGAGCUAUAGGCUUCUGUAA
Messenger RNA from Melitaea cinxia (Glanville fritillary), 1686 nucleotides. RefSeq lists its product as uncharacterized. The transcript has 6 exons. Gene Ontology annotation, molecular function: protein binding. Bases 1 to 1686 code for a protein of 561 amino acids. The record is from RefSeq and is a predicted model, not a curated record. Lineage: Eukaryota; Metazoa; Arthropoda; Insecta; Lepidoptera; Nymphalidae. Gene Ontology annotation, cellular component: Golgi apparatus.